This is a messenger RNA of Arvicola amphibius (Eurasian water vole), 1199 nucleotides long. It is a transcript of the gene Nr2c2ap, whose product is annotated as nuclear receptor 2C2 associated protein. Bases 185 to 607 code for a protein of 140 amino acids. The transcript has 5 exons. The record is from RefSeq and is a predicted model, not a curated record. NCBI's taxonomy places the organism in Eukaryota, Metazoa, Chordata, Mammalia, Rodentia, Cricetidae.
CUGCGCACGCGCUUUUCGCACGCGGUUCCGGGUCUUGGAGUUCGGUUCGCAGAACCGCAGACGGUCUUGAGCGAGGCUGUACAAUUUAGGAAGCUGCUUCUGUCUCUCCGGUUCCCGGAUCGCCCGCCGUGUCACGUAGAUCGGGGAGGGCCGGCGGCUGGGUUUAAACUCGCGCUGAGCCGUGAUGACCCAGUCUUUGGUUUGCCCCGAGACCGUGAGCAGGGUGAGUUCUGUGCUUAAUCGCAACAGCCGGCAAUUUGGGAAGAAAUAUCUUUUUGACGAGAAUGAGGAAACAUGCUGGAACUCCGACCAGGGCCCCUCCCAGUGGGUGACACUCGAGUUUCCCCAUCGUGUUCACAUCACACAGCUGCAGGUGCAGUUCCAGGGCGGCUUCUCCAGUCGCCACUGCUGCCUGGAAGGUUCACAAGGUGGGGACACACUCAGUAAGAUUAUGGACUUCUACCCUGAGGACACCAAUGCCCUUCAAACCUUCUCCAUUCCUACUGUGGAGGUGGACAGACUGAAGCUGGCCUUUGAGGACACUACGGACUUUUUUGGUCGUGUGGUCAUCUAUCACCUGCGGGUGCUGGGUGAGAAAGUAGUGUGAAAGCUAUUGGCACCACCUCCAGGAAGACCCCUGGGAGGCACCCAGAAGCCCUUCAACUUCUGCACAGAUUUAUUGGUUCCUGUUGGGGAAGAUCCCUUCCCACCACUGUCCGGGAGCUGCCUCAAGCCAGUUGUGGGCAGCCUGGCUUGUUCCCUGAGUGCCUGGAUCCCCAGCAGGCCAUCUUCACUCUGGGUCUGCAGGCCCCAGAGUUCUCUGGAACAGUUGGAGGAUGUGAUUCUCCAUCACCUGUUGCACUGUGGGAGGAGGUGGGAGGCAGUGUGAGCAGGAGGGGGAGGUGUGAGCAGGAGAGGGGGUUGGAGAGGCUGCUGGAGGCCUUGAGCAGAGUGUAACCACCAGGAGGUGACUCACCCCAGCCCUGAGCCUGGGACCCUCCACGGUCCAGCAGGGUGGGGUGGAGCUACCUCGGGGCUGUUUUAAGAAGAGGUCUGUCCUCCACUUGGUGCUUCCCGCCCACUGUCCCGCUCCAGCUGUCCACUUAGAGGAAUACCAGACCCUCAGCCAAUGUGACCACACAACUGUAGCUUUCCCAGCCUUCAGAACCAUGAAUCCAAAUAAAACUUAAAAACCAAAA